AUGCAUCCAGGAGGUGGACCACUGUCGGUGCCACCAGGCUUCCGCUUCCAUCCGACCGACGAGGAGCUCCUCUACUACUACCUGAGGAAGAAGGUUGCUUAUGAGCCCAUAGAUCUUGAUGUCAUAAGGGAGAUUGAUCUCAAUAAGCUCGAGCCCUGGGAUCUCAAAGAAAGGUGCAGAAUAGGCACUGGGCCUCAGAACGAGUGGUACUUCUUCGGCCACAAGGACAAGAAGUACCCAACGGGGACGAGGACGAACCGCGCCACGACGGCGGGGUUCUGGAAGGCGACUGGGAGAGACAAGGCCAUCUUCCUUGGCAACGCCAGGAGGAUCGGCUUGAGGAAGACCCUAGUGUUCUACAUCGGCAGGGCGCCACACGGCAAGAAGACUGACUGGAUCAUGCACGAGUACCGCCUUGAUGAAGAGAACGUUGAGAUUCAGGAAGAUGGAUGGGUGGUGUGUAGAGUUUUCAAGAAGAAGAGCUAUCACCAGACAGGCCUCAAUCCGGCUGAAAUGGCCGCACUGGACGACGAUGAGCUCCAGCCUUUCCCUGUUCCUAUCCCCGGCAGCUCCCUGCCAACAGAGCACAAGAACAACCCUCACCUCAUGCAAUAUGACUUCCCUUCCUUCGACCCUUCCAUGCAGCUCCCACAGCUGAUGAGCGCCGACCAGCCCGUGCCAACCCUCCUCCCCAGCCAUCCCGGUGUCGCCAAGGCCAUGAGCUCACUCGACGUCGAGUGCAACCUGACGAAGCUCACGUCCAACAACAGCAGCGACGGGAUGCUCCACGUCCACGGUGCUGGUGCUGGAGGUGGUGUCGACCGCUUCGCAGACACGACAGACUGGUCGAUCCUAGACAAGCUCCUCGCCUCGCACCAGAACCUCGACCAGCUCUUCCACGGCAAGGUCACCGCGGCAUCUGCUGCCUCCCCAAUGGCGGCAUACCAUCAGCAGCUCAUGGAACUCGGUGGCUCGUCGUCGUCGCCGUCUUUACAGAGGCUUCCACUGCAGUACCUCGGCGGCGAGACGGCCCAUCUCCUCAGGUUCCCCAAGUAG
Molecule: messenger RNA, 1056 nt
Organism: Miscanthus lutarioriparius
Lineage: Eukaryota; Viridiplantae; Streptophyta; Magnoliopsida; Poales; Poaceae
Source: the annotation of a GenBank genome assembly